CUUGCUUCUUCUUUAUUUAUUUAUUUUUCUUGCUUUCCCAUUUCGCUCUUUUCUUUUCACAACUCAGCUGCCACCUCCCAUCUCAGAGGAAUUUCAAGUCACACGGCAAACACGGCCACAGACUCACUCGGUCACCAAGUCUCCCAAAUUCAUCAACCGGGUCACUCACAGUCGCAGAUGUAUAAGCCAAAAUUUUCAAAAAAUUAAAAGUAAAAUUAAAAAAUUAUAGCUUGAGCCCCCUCAUGAUCAUGGAUGGAGAAAAUGGGAUCCGCAGGCCGAAUUUCCCACUACAACUCUUAGAGAAAAGCCAACAACAACAACAACAAGAAGCUUCAUGCUCCUCCUAUCCUUCUUUGAACACAACCGGUAACUAUGACGACGACACCAACAUCACUGAACCCAGCUGCUCAAAUCGCUCCACUACUCAAGUUUCCGAGCCGCCGAAGAAACCUCCUCCCAAGAGGACUUCAACAAAGGACAGGCACACCAAAGUUGAUGGACGUGGGCGCCGGAUCCGCAUGCCUGCCGCCUGUGCAGCUAGGGUUUUUCAGUUGACCCGAGAACUGGGCCACAAAUCCGACGGUGAGACCAUUGAGUGGUUGCUUCAACAGGCGGAGCCAGCUGUGAUUGCCGCCACUGGGACAGGUACUAUACCUGCAAAUUUUACGUCACUUAAUAUAUCUUUAAGGAGUUCAGGUUCUAGUAUGUCUGCAAGUCAUUUAAGGAACACUUAUUUCAAUCCACAGCAAUUAAGGAAUAUGCGAAAUGAAUGGGAAAGAAAUUAUAUAAUUGAUGAUUCAUUGAGCUUUCCUUUAAGUCCUAGUAAUGUGAAUGCUAUGUUACAAACUAAUUAUAAUAAGCAAGAGUUAGGUAAUCAAAACACAAGUUUAGAUAAUGCGGACACCAUUAUGGGAAGGAAGAGAAGGCCGGCGGAACAAGAAUUGGCACAAAAUCAGAUAGGGAAUUACUUGGUACAAUCCAGUACAGGGUCUAUUCCGGCCAGUCAUAACACGAUUCCGGCGACAUUUUGGAUGGUGACGAAUCCAAGUAACCAAGUUGUGAGUGGUGGCGGUGACUCCACGUGGACAUUUCCUUGUGUUGGUAACAGUAAUAUGUAUCGGGGUUCCAUGUCUAGUGGGGUUCAUUUUAUGAAUUUUCCCACUCCUAUGGCGCUUUUGCCUGGACAACAAUUGGGUUCAGGCAUGAUGAGUGAUAGCUAUUUAAGCAUGCUUGCUGCCCUUAAUGCAUACAGAACCCUACCCGGUUCUGUAGGUUCGGAAUUCCCGGCCACUGCAUCUCAUCAACACCAUGGCGCUGGGGAUGUCCAAGAUUCAACUAGCCAUCAUUCCUAAGAGUAUACUUUGAUCAUCGUCUUGUUUAUUUUCCUGUACUUGUAUAUGUGCAUUUUGCUAUACAUGAGGCGCAACUUAAUUUGACCGCUUGGAUGUGGAGUUUAAUAUUCAGAUUUUUGGUAUGAGAGAUUAAUUAUUAUUAUUAACACGAACAAGAGUAUUAGCUGGUUUU
Molecule: messenger RNA, 1524 nt
Organism: Mangifera indica (mango)
Lineage: Eukaryota; Viridiplantae; Streptophyta; Magnoliopsida; Sapindales; Anacardiaceae
Product: transcription factor TCP15-like
Exons: 1
Coding region: 243-1352 (369 amino acids)
Cellular component (GO): nucleus
Molecular function (GO): DNA-binding transcription factor activity; sequence-specific DNA binding
Source: RefSeq, a predicted model, not a curated record